Hemisphaericaspora subhashii is the source of this 1764-nucleotide messenger RNA. RefSeq lists its product as uncharacterized. The record is from RefSeq and is a predicted model, not a curated record. Bases 1 to 1764 code for a protein of 587 amino acids. The transcript has a single exon. Lineage: Eukaryota; Fungi; Ascomycota; Pichiomycetes; Serinales; Debaryomycetaceae.
AUGACAAUUGAUUUAUAUAAUGAAGAUGAAUUUACAAGUAGAGACAAUGAAUUCGAUGCAAUGUUCUUCAGUAUUGAUUCAAUAAUUGAUGAACGAUUACCAAAAACAUUAAAAACUAAUUAUCAUCAACGACAACUUACAGCCAAGAUUCUUACUAAACAAAUUAAAGAAUAUCAACAAUUCUUAAACAACAUGAAGAAAUUUCUUAACGAACAUCCUUUAGAUCAACAUCAAUUGCUAUGGUUAGAAAGUCUUAGGUAUUUAGUCCUUUUAUUGGUUUCAUUAAAAUCAUCAUUUGCUGAAAUUUAUUUACAUGUUCCAUUUCAUGAAGUAGAACCUAUCUUUGAAGAUGUAAUGAAAUUCAACACAAAAUUAUCCAGUUACGUAACUGAAAUAACCAAAUUAUUAGUUGUAUUCUUCACUAAUGAUCAAUUGUCAAAUGAUGUUUAUCAAUCACCAUUAAUUCAAACAAAAUUACAUGAAUUAAUUGAAAGUUCCUUAGAAUUAAAUAUGAUUGAUGAAGCUGAAAAUCCUCAGUUUUAUGAAAGUUCUAGAGCUAUUAUCAAUCUGGUUCAAUCAUUUUUAUUAAAUUACCUUCCUUGGUUUAUUCCCAAAAUUAAUCCAGUUCACUCGUUAUCUUUCCUUACUCAAUUUUCAAAAGUUGUCUACUCAUUAGGAGAAUCGAGGCUUAUUAUACCCUUGCUAGAAUUAAAUGUAUUCGAUCCAGAAAUUCCCAUGACAUUAAUCCAAACCCGAAGAGUUAACUUCAUUCAUAUUGUUAAUUUUUACAGAUAUACCGCAUUCAAUUUAGUCAAGUUAUCAAUCCAACAAAAUCCACCCCAAAUUGAAGAUAAAUACAACCAAUUAGCUGAUAUCUACUUCAAAAUAUUAUUAAAUUUCCCCAACCUAUCUCUCCAUAUCUAUCAAUCUGUCAGACAUGACUCCAUGAUUGAAGAACAACAACGUUCAUUCCCCCAAAUGAUCCGAGACAAACGUGAUGAUUUCCUAGUCAGUACAAUCGAAAGACAAGAACUCGCCUAUUUAUACGUCCUAAACUAUCUAUUAUCCAUCCGUUCCAUCCAACAAUACCUAAACCCCUCCCCAUUAUUCUCUGCCGAGUUAUCCUUUUUGGUAAAAUCAGUUUCUAAUAGUUUGUCAAAAGAUAUUGACGAACUAGCCUCACAACCAGGCAGUACUCAUUCAAGUGUGAUCAGUUUUCCACAAUUGAAUAAAUUGGAACAUGAAAGAGGUGUGGAUUACAUGCAACAGAAAAUCAUCCAUCAUGAAAAAUUCCAAUCUUUAGGAUCUGUGAUCUUACAUGGAUCAUAUAAGGAGAAAUUAAAACUUGUGGUUAAGUUUUGUGAAUUGCUCAACAAAGAGGCGACUAUUGCGUCUGUGAAUAUGCAUUAUAAGAGUGAGAUUAUGGGUUUGAGAGAAUCGAAUACUGGUGUGAGCUUAUUGAAGGAGACUGUGGGGAAGAUUAUUUCCGUAUUGGUGUUGGUGUCGUUGAGACUGAUUUGUGGGAUUGUUGACUCGAUCCCGGUUGAGAAUGUGCAGGCGUUAUUUGGGGUGGAUGAUAUUAGACUGGUGUUUGAAGUGAAGAAACAACUUGUGGAAUUUGAGAUUGAGAAUUUUGGUGUUGAGGGUGAAGGAAAAGAUGUAUUAAAAUUGAGAGCGUGGAAGGGUGAGAAGGAUAUGGCUGCUAUUUUGAAAGAUCAGGUUGAUGCUAUUAGACUUAUCGAGAAUAUGAAGGAUUGUUUGUAG